Molecule: messenger RNA, 2711 nt
Organism: Manis pentadactyla (Chinese pangolin)
Lineage: Eukaryota; Metazoa; Chordata; Mammalia; Pholidota; Manidae
Gene: PNPO
Product: pyridoxamine 5'-phosphate oxidase
Exons: 7
Coding region: 143-928 (261 amino acids)
Biological process (GO): pyridoxal 5'-phosphate biosynthetic process; pyridoxine biosynthetic process
Molecular function (GO): pyridoxamine phosphate oxidase activity; FMN binding
Source: RefSeq, a predicted model, not a curated record
CCGAGGACCUACGGUCUGUUAUCUGGGCUCCGCGACCGGCGCAUUCUUCCUUCCCCGGGGUAAACUCCCUGGCUAAGGAAUUGGUUCCAAACCCAACGGAAUCCAGCGCCCGGCGACGCCGGGUCACGUGACCGGCGGCCCCAUGACGUGCGGGCUACGGGGCGUCAGCGUGACGUUCGGGCGACCUGCCGAGUGGCCCCAGUACCUGCGUCACCUGUGUGGCCGCGGUGCUGUCAUGGACCUUGGGCCGAUGCGCAAGAGUUACCGCGGAGACCGAGAGGCAUUUGAGGAGACCCAGCUGACCUCCUUGGACCCCGUGAAGCAGUUUGCUGCCUGGUUUGAGGAGGCUGUUCAGUGUCCUGACAUAGGGGAAGCGAAUGCCAUGUGUCUGGCUACCUGCACCAGAGAUGGAAAACCGUCUGCCCGCAUGGUGCUGCUGAAGGGCUUCGGCAAGGAUGGCUUCCGCUUCUUCACUAACUUGGAGAGUAGAAAGGGAAAAGAGCUGGACUCUAAUCCCUUUGCUUCCCUUGUCUUCUACUGGGAGCCCUUAAACCGUCAGGUGCGCGUGGAGGGUUCCGUGAAGAAGCUACCCGAGCAGGAGGCCGAGAGCUACUUCCACUCCCGCCCCAAGAGCAGCCAGAUUGGGGCAGUGGUCAGUCGCCAGAGUUCCGUGAUCCUGGAUCGGGAGUAUUUGAGAAAGAAAAAUGAGGAGCUGGAGCAGCUCUACAAGGAACAAGAGGUGCCAAAGCCAAAAUACUGGGGUGGCUACAUCCUGUACCCACGGGUGAUAGAGUUCUGGCAAGGCCAGACCAACCGCCUGCACGACCGGAUCGUCUUUCGACGGAGUGCACCCACAGAAGUCUCCCCUUUGGGGCCCAUGACCCACCGCGGGGAGGAGGACUGGCUCUUUGAGAGACUUGCACCCUGAUCCCCAGUCCACUGGUGCCAGCUGGAGCUGGAGCUGGGGCUGGCAGCUAAGAGAGGGUGUGAAUGGGGAGUCAGGCCCGUCUAAACUCAACCGAGUUCCCUCCCCACCCCUUAUAUUUAAGGCUCUUCAGAGUCUAGGCUACCAAAUCUGUACUUAGCUGGCUCUCAGUUAGCUGGUCUUGUGAAGUGUAGCAAGGGCAUAGAGAAUCAUAAAUGGAAAAUAAUCCCAUCGUUGUUUCUUGACUUUGACUAUGAUUUUUUUGGAAUAGCUCCCUCUAGAGGUAGCAGCUGAUGUGGUUGCCUUUUCUGGUGACAUCUGGGGUCCCCCAGUAGCCCUGUCUGUUUUCAGGUGACUGACUCGUACUGGCCAAAGCUGAUUGGUCCCGGCAUAAAGCCCUGAGCCAAUCUAACCAAUCGGUUUUUCUUGCCAACAAUUUGAAAUGUAGGACCCAGAGCAUGGGAAUCAUUGUAGCCAAGUCAUUAAUGGCAGCCAAGAAAGAACAGCCUCUGGCUGCCGCCCUUGCAAUCCCCGAGUGACCCUGGAUUCCCUCCUUCCCACUUCUGGACUGUGCAAUUCCUUCUCCUGCGUUAAAGCACCCACUAUCUCCGUUAGAAAAAAAAUUUGCCUCAUACUGGCUAGAAUUGACUUGUUACUUGUAACUAAAAGAACCUUAACUAACUCAUUUACUUGUAGGAUAUUUUUAUAGCACUUACCCUACUGAUACUUGCCUUCCAUUAUCAAAAGCGCAACAAUGUGGAAAAAGAUUAGGUUUAUUCUCUGUAGCUCUGAAGGACCGGUAGGUGGAAGUUACACAGAAGUGCUCAUCUCAAUAUGGAGAGGGAUUUCAAACAAUCAGGGUUGCCUAAGAGGAAGUAGUUACCUAUUAGAUAGUGAGGGUUCUGUUACUAGAAGUAUUCAGUCCCAGUCAAUCAGGAGUUUUGUACAGAGAUUCAUGUGUUGGUAUCUACCAGCCAAAGAUUAAAAUCCAGCUUUCCUCUCCACAACUGUUUCUGAGCACUAUAAGUGUGUGUAUGUGUAUGUAUACAUACAUAUAUAUUUUAUAUCUAGAUAAAAAAUUAAAAGCUCCCCAGGGAAUUCUCUGCAGCCAAGGCUGAGAACCCUAAUCAAGAUCCUUGCCACUUGCAGUGUGUGCCAUGGGCCAGCAACACCUGUAGCACUUGGGAUCCCACCCCAGACCCACAGCAUCCCAUUCAGCAUUUAACAAACCCCACAGGUGACCAGAGGCACUGGCCUCAAUUUCUAGACUGACAACCUCCCACCCUUACAAACUGGAUUCUUCAAUAACCUUCAGCCGAAGCCUGUGUAAACUGGGUUUGCUUUCCUUGGGUGCACAUCUGGUGACCAGGGACAGCCUGGAUGAGUGGCCUACAAGCCGUGGAGAGGAGCCAGUCUGGGUAAACGUUCACUGGGACUAAGCUAGUAUCAGAGAACUAUUAUCCAAGAGUGUUGGCAGUGAACUUGCCGCUCUGUGAGCCACUCCAUUCCACGGUAUGGGAUUGUGCUUCAGUGCCUGUUACUGACGGGCAGCUCCUGCAGGGGCGGCCCUCUCAGUGUUGGUGCCCCCGUAAGCCUGAGUGCAGAAGGCACAAUGCUAACCCUGUGGCCACCUGCAGAAGAGGGUGCUGGGUGCCCUUCACUACCUUGUCCUGUGUUAGAGGGCUGUGUGUCCCCCCAGCUUUGAGCCUGGUCUCAGCUGUCCCAUUACCUGUUCGCUGUCUGACAAUCACUAUGCCAAGUCUAUAAUAAAAGCUUGUCAACUGGG